AUGAGCGCCCCCGUAUGCCCCCUCCUCGGGCUCUGGCUGUGGCUGUGGCUGGGUGUUUCCCUGGGACUCAGCCAGGGACAAGCGAGCAGCCGCCUGAGGCUGGCUGUGCUGCCCGAGGACCAGCUGCAGAUGAAGUGGAGGGAGUCGGAAGGGGGCAGCCUCGGCUACCUGGUACAGCUGAAGCCCAGGGCAGGGGAUGCGGAACAGGAGGUGAUGUUGACCACCAAGACCCCCAAGGCCACGGUGGGGGGCUUGAGCCCCUCCAAGGGCUACACCGUGCAGAUCUUCGAGCUCACCAGCUCAGGGAAUGCCCUGCUGGCGCAGCAGGAGUUUGUGAUUGAGGAUCUGAAGAGUCACUCUGUGAGCAGGAGUGGCCGGAUGCCGCUGGAGGCAGCCGUGGAGCCCAUGCCCUUCCACGUGGGGAGCCCAGACCCUGAGCCCCGAGUUGCCUUGUCCCCAAGCCAAGACCCGCCCACUCCUGCUAGCCCCCAGUUCCGCUGCACACCCCCCACACCCGUGGACAUGAUCUUCCUGGUGGACGGGUCCUGGAGUAUUGGCCACGGUCAUUUCCAGCAGGUCAAAGAUUUCCUGGCCAGCGUCAUCGAGCCCUUUGAAAUUGGGCCAAAUAAAGUCCAAGUCGGCCUGACUCAGUACAGUGGAGACCCCCAGACCGAGUGGGACCUCAGCGCCUUCCGCACCAAGGAGGAGGUGGUGACAGCUGUCCGCAGCCUCCGCUACAGAGGGGGAAACACGUUCACAGGCCUGGCCCUGACUCACGUGCGGGAGCAGAACCUGAAGCCUGGAGCGGGGACCCGUCCAGAGGCGGCCAAGGUGGUGAUCCUAGUGACGGACGGCAAAUCCCAGGAUGAUGUCCGUGCUGCUGGCCAUGUCCUCAAGGACCUGGGUGUUGCCGUCUUUGCUGUGGGCGUGAAGAACGCGGAUGAGGCUGAGCUGCAGCUCCUGGCGUCCCCGCCGCUGGACAUCACCGUCCACAACGUGCAGGACUUCCCGCAGCUCGGCACCUUGGCCGGCUUGCUCAGCCGCCUCAUCUGCCAGAAGGUGCAGGGCGGGAGCCGGGGCCCUGGUACACCGGCCGCUGCCACCCCGGCCCCGGACACCGCCUGCACUCCCACCAGCCUGGUUGUGACCCAGGUGACCUCUUCCAGCGUCCGCCUGUCCUGGACCGCAGCCCCCCAGCUGCCGCUCAAGUAUCUGAUCACGUGGCAGCCUUCCGGGGGCGGCACCCCGCAGGAGGUGGUGGUGGAGGGGCCCACCUCGUCCGCGGAGCUUCACAGCCUGAUGGCCGGCACCGAGUACUUGGUGUCUGUGUUCCCUGUUGGCAAGGCCGGGGUCGGCCAGGGCCUGCGGGGCCUUGUGACCACAGCGCCUCUGCCUGCGCCCCAGGCCCUGACCCUGGCUGCCGUGACCCCCAGAACCAUCCGCCUGACCUGGCGGCCCUCGGCUGGGGCCACACAGUACCUCGUGCGAUGCUUGCCGGCCUUCCCCCGGGGCCAGGAGGAGGGCAGAGAGGUGCGGGUGGGACAGCCAGAGGCGCUGCUGGACGGCCUGGAGCCUGGCACAGACUAUGAUGUCUGGGUGCAGAGCUUGCAAGGGACAGAGGCCAGCGAGGCCCAGGGCAUCCGUGCCAGGACCGCCACCCUGGCGCCCCCCAGACACCUCGGCUUCUCGGAUGUGAGUCACGACUCAGCCCGCGUGUUCUGGGAGGGCAUCCCGAGGCCCGUGCGCCUGUUCAGGGUCAGCUUUGUCUCCAGUGAGGGCAGCCACUCCGGGCAGGUGGAGGCCCCUGGGAACGCCACCUCAGCCACUCUGGGCCCUCUCUCCUCCUCCACCACGUAUUCUGUCCGCGUCACCUGCCUCUACCCUGCGGGCGGUUCCUCCACGCUGACCGGCCGCCUGACCACACGGAAGGUCCCCAGCCCGAGCCAGCUCUCGGUGACAGAGCUCCCUGGGGACGAGGUCCAGCUGGAGUGGGCGGCCGCCGCGGCUUCUGGAGUGCUCGUCUACCAGAUCAAGUGGACUCCCCUGGGAGACGGGAAGGCCCGUGAGAUCUCUGUCCCAGGGAACCUGGGCAUGGCGGUCCUGCCUGGCUUCCGAAGCCACUUGGAGUAUGAGAUCACCAUCCUGGCCUACUACAGGGAUGGGGCCCGCAGCGACCCAGUGUCCCUCCGCUACACCCCUGCACUCCAGAGCCCACCCUCCAACCUGGCCCUGGCUUCCGAGUCACCCAGCAGCCUGCGGGUCAGCUGGACCCCCCCAAGCGGCCACGUCCUCCGCUACCGGCUCACCUACGUGCUGGCCUCGGGCUCGGGAUCCGAGAAGUCGAUCUCUGUCCCAGGACCCAGCAGCCACGUGACGCUCCCCGACCUGCUGGCAGCCACCAAAUACAGGGUCCUGGUCUCGGCAGUCUACGGAGCAGGGGAGAGUACGCCAGUGUCCGCCACAGGCCAGACGGGUGAGUGGCACCAAGACCACCAGACCCAGCCAGACCCC
Molecule: messenger RNA, 2511 nt
Organism: Leptonychotes weddellii (Weddell seal)
Lineage: Eukaryota; Metazoa; Chordata; Mammalia; Carnivora; Phocidae
Source: RefSeq, a predicted model, not a curated record